Cottoperca gobio is the source of this 1858-nucleotide messenger RNA. It is a transcript of the gene diras1b, whose product is annotated as DIRAS family, GTP-binding RAS-like 1b. The transcript has 3 exons. Gene Ontology annotation, molecular function: GTP binding; GTPase activity. Gene Ontology annotation, cellular component: membrane. The record is from RefSeq and is a predicted model, not a curated record. The coding region runs from base 250 to 846 and encodes 198 amino acids. Lineage: Eukaryota; Metazoa; Chordata; Actinopteri; Perciformes; Bovichtidae. Gene Ontology annotation, biological process: signal transduction.
GAGAGAGAGAGAGAGAGAGAGAGAGAGAGAGAGAGAGAGAGAGAGAGAGAGAGAGAGAGAGAGAGAGAGAGAGAGAGUCUGCUGUGGUUGUGUUGGAAAUCGGACGACAUGAGCUCUACAUGAACCGUGUAAAAUGCUUUAAGACGCUUUCGGCGUUUGUCUUACAUAAGUGUAAACCAAGGACGAGCCUGAAGCGGAGCUAUACUUCACGAACAGGUGUAACACUGUCUUAAGCCUGAGGGGGGCAGAAUGCCGGAGCAGAGCAACGACUAUCGUGUGGUGGUGUUCGGGGCAGGUGGAGUGGGGAAGAGCUCCCUGGUCCUGCGUUUCGUGAAGGGCACCUUCAGGGACACCUACAUCCCCACAGUGGAGGACACCUACCGCCAGGUGAUCAGCUGCGAUAAGAGCGUGUGCACCCUCCAGAUCACCGACACCACAGGGAGCCACCAGUUCCCGGCCAUGCAGCGCCUGUCCAUCUCUAAAGGCCAUGCCUUCAUCCUGGUCUACUCCAUCACAAGCAAACAGUCCCUGGAGGAGCUCAAACCCAUAUACCAACAGGUCUUGGCAAUAAAGGGCAACGUUGAGGCCAUCCCCAUCAUGCUUGUGGGCAACAAGAGCGAUGAGACCCUGCGGGAGGUGGAGACCAAGGACGGUGAAGCCCAGGCCAACCAGUGGAAGUGCGCCUUCAUGGAGACGUCGGCCAAGACCAACCACAAUGUAACCGAGCUCUUCCAGGAGCUCCUCAACCUGGACAAGAAGAGGAACAUGAGUCUCAACAUCGACGGCAAGCGCUCAGGGAAGCAGUCCCGCGCUGAGAGACUGAAGGGCAAAUGCAGCGUGAUGUAAAUCCAGAAGAGGAGGAGAGGGGAGGUUGAGAGGGGGGGGGGGGGAGAAAUACAGAGAAAAAGGAGGAAGAGAAGGAAGACAAGAGGAGGGACUCACUACAUGUUCUCAGAGCAACACGUCUGGAAGGUAACAGGAAUCUCAUCAUCCAUAUCCUCCUCCGUUUGACUGGUGCGAUCGCAAACACAACUCAGCAGUUAUUUAAAAAAAACAGGGUUUCAGUUCGGAGCUUUACAUCCAUCUUCAUUCUGCUAAAAGGAGAAAUGAGGGUGGACUGACGCGGAAUAUCGAGAGGCAAAUUGUAAACACGAAGUGCGUGUCAAAGAUGAAUUACCUAUGGACGUCGACAAGGGAGCAACAUGUGGACCUUUGCAUCAUCCAUGUGCCACAAAACCUGGCUGAGGAGCUCAUCACGACCUUGGACUGCAAUAAAUACAACAGACUGCAGCACCCCGUGAAAAAAAAAAAAAAGACUGAAGGUUCCUGAUCAACACUAAACAUUUAGUGUCCUCUCUCACUUCUACAUCCAACCCCUCCCUCCCUGCUCAGCUCACACCCCUCGUCAUCCCAGCAGCCUCACCCUUCGCAUACCGCCAUAUUAUAACAACUAUGAGAAACGUAAUGUAUAUGUUACAGAGUCGAUAAAGUUAGUUAAGCUCACUCAUCUAGUGGAAACGCUACUGUAAGAGGCCGUCAUGCUAGAAUGUGCAGGACUCGAAGGCGUGAGACUGCUCGCGUGAACACUGUUCAAGCAGCAAAACAUGGCAACCCUGCUCCAUCCCAGAGGACUCUGAUGUAAAUACACAUGGGGUAUUUAAAUGUUUUCCAUCUAGUCUGCACAUGCCCCGCCCAAACUGGCACAUCCUUCACAAGUCAAAGGGUUAGGUUUGAAGCAUUAAAGCUUAAUCUUCUCAUCCCUUCAUCUUAAUCCUCCGUCCAGAAAGAUAAAAAAAAAAAAGACCCUUUACCUUUUAUCAAACUGUCAUUAUACUAAAAAUCUGCAAACUCUCAAAAC